UUCUCGGCCAUAAUAUAAAGUAAGCUUUACAUGGAAAACAGUAACCGGACGAAACGUAAACAUGGCGGUUUAUCUUAGAGCUAAAAGGUAUUCGUACCUUGUCAAUCUUGGUUUCUCAAGGCAAUUUUCUAAUCAAAGUGAGCCGAGGAUCGGAAAAGGACUGUUGGCGUUAAAGAAAAUUUCAACCUAUUCUGGGGCUGCUUUGGUUAGUGGCGCUUUAUUAUGGAUAGCGUACGAAGAACAUCGUCGGAUGUCAUCGGUUCACGCCUUGACGUCAGCCACAGCCAAAAUUAGAUCUAAGGAUGAUAAGAAAAUCGGGAGCACUGCCAGUCUAUCACAGCUGACUUCACGUGAACGUCGUUUCGUCCAAUUUGCCUCCAACGAGUUCCGUGGACAACUGUAUAUGACUCCUCAAGAUUUCCUAGAGUCGGUCAUCGAAGGAGAGCCUCGACCUCGGCUGAAACGAAGAAAUUUACAGGAGCAGCAUUUGUUGGCUUUGCAGAAAACCACACCUCCGUUAUCACAGGGAAACUUCCGAACCUUUAGAGACCUUGGAGAGCGAGGCCUGAUAUCCUACACAGAGUAUCUGUUUCUACUUUCGAUAUUGACAAAACCCAAAUCAGGCUUUCACAUAGCCUUCAACAUGUUCGAUACAGAUGGAAAUGCACGAGUGGAUAAACAAGAAUUCAUGGUGUUGUUGGGCAUACUCUGUCAGAAGAUUUUUAAAGAAGAUAACCUUCGCGGCAUCGACCAAGAACUUUUGGAGCGAAUUUUUAGCCAUGCAUACCGUGACAGACGUGGACUGGCCCUACCUGCAAGCGAUCAAGAAGGCGAAAUGGGACCGAACCCACAGGGACUGGCAGCCGAAGGAGAUGGCUUGCUGAAACGCAAUGAUUUCGAUACGACUUUAUUGCUCCAUCUUUUUGGCAAAGAUGGAAACUUGAGUUUGAGUUUUGAAGACUUUUCUCGCUUCAUGCAAAACUUACAGACGGAGGUUCUCGAGCUUGAGUUCCAGGAAUUUUCAAAGGGUUUGAACACCAUUACUGAGCAGGAUUUUGCUAAAAUCCUACUCCGCUACACCCAGCUGGAUACAGCCAGGUAUGACGAAUUUCUAGAACGCUUAAUUCAAAGUGAUCCAGAAGAAAAGGGAAUUACAUUUGCCGAAUUUCAUGACUUCUGUACAUUUCUAAACAAUUUGGAUGAUUUUGCUAUUGCUAUGAAAAUGUACACACUUGCAGAUCGCUCGGUUUCUGAAAGUGAAUUUCAGCGGGCCGUCAAAAUUUGUACUGGUGCCUCGUUAAGCCAGCAUGUUGUUCGCAUUGUUUUCCUCAUAUUCGACCAGGAUGGAGACGGAAGGUUAUCAGACCGCGAAUUCAUUGCUAUCAUGCGAGACCGCAUUCACCGCGGAUUGCAGUCACAUUCCCGCAACGAAGGAUGGGACGCUUUCAAACACUGCGUUAAGCAGGAAAUUAAAUCACUCAAUUGAUUCUAGGCAUAUAAGCCAUGCUGCCUAUUGUGCGAUAGGAAACUUAAAAUUUGAGACGUACAAGUUAUUUAUGGAGGUUUUAAUCUUAUGUGUGUAACGUUUCAAUGUUUGCUGUGAAUAUGAUUGCAUGCGUUGAAUUGACUAAUGUUUUUUUUUCUUUCUUCUAGCUUUGUCUGGAACAAAAUGCAUCCUGACAAUUGUUUAAGAUGGGAAGCCUUUUACUCUUUAAAUGUUAACCAUUGUAGGAAAUAGUUUUGCCGCUAUCGCUUUGGAUUCUCUUGCAACCAUAUUUGCUUCUAUAUUCACUCUCUUCGAGCCAGUCCAAUUUAUCAAUGAUCUCCCCUAAUGUUACCGAUUUUGAUUGCUAAUUGUCGGAUUACCAUCCAAACCGUGAUGUGAUGUACUAUGGAAAGCAAUAAAACAAGAGAUCAAAUUA
Molecule: messenger RNA, 1922 nt
Organism: Daphnia carinata
Lineage: Eukaryota; Metazoa; Arthropoda; Branchiopoda; Diplostraca; Daphniidae
Gene: MICU3
Product: calcium uptake protein 3, mitochondrial-like
Exons: 13
Coding region: 62-1486 (474 amino acids)
Biological process (GO): calcium import into the mitochondrion; mitochondrial calcium ion homeostasis
Cellular component (GO): uniplex complex
Molecular function (GO): calcium ion binding
Source: RefSeq, a predicted model, not a curated record